Messenger RNA from Theobroma cacao (cacao), 525 nucleotides. The record is from RefSeq and is a predicted model, not a curated record. NCBI's taxonomy places the organism in Eukaryota, Viridiplantae, Streptophyta, Magnoliopsida, Malvales, Malvaceae.
AUGAAGCCAGGUUUGAAUCUGCCCAAGAAGCUUCGAGUUAUAUACAAUGACCCUGAUGCUACAGAUUUGUCAAGCGAUGAAGAAGAAAUAGAUUAUUGGAAGAAGAGGAAGAACCAGAUUGUGGGUACUAAGCGUGUGGUCAAGGAGAUUUCUUGUUCAUCUGCGUCACAUAAAUCGUGCUCUUCAAAUUCUUCACAUUACAUUAAUGAUGGUUCGGGCUCUAGGAGACCUCGAAGAUCUUCGAGUAUGCUUGAGGGCGUUCGAAGAAGGUUUGCGUGGGAUGAAUGGAAGGAUGAGCCGUCCAUUAUGGAAUUGUGGGAAGUACCUCCCUCAGCUUCUGAAUCAUGGGAGGAGCUCUUCCGGCCGUAUGGCCAUGAGGACUAUCUACCUUGUGGUAGUGAUGCUGUCAGUUGCCUGCUGUUGCCAAAGAAUAGCAAGGAUAAGUUGUUUGAUCAGCCUGACAUUAAAACUAAAAUGGAGGACAUGGCUUGGGCAGAUGAAAUUCUCAACCUGGGAUUUUGCUGA